CUCUGUCUGUGUACGUGCCUUUCACCUCGUACUACCCCUCAUCCAGCCUACAUCAGCCAGAGUCAGUGGAUGCUGCAUUAAGAGCCAUUAAGUACUCCUCGGCAACAACAGGUGUCUGAGAAGUUUGAAAAAUGGUGGGUGGAUUUUUUCAAAUGCUGAGAAAGAAAAAGGAGCUGAUCCCGUUGAUAGGGUUCAUGGCUUUUGCUGCAACAGGAGCCACAUCUGCUGCUACCUACUUUCUGUUUACCAAACCAGAUGUUAUUUUGAAUAAGACUCGAAACCCGGAACCAUGGGAGAGAGUGGAUCCAUCAAAACCCCAAAAGCUUAUCACCAUCAAUCAGCAGUGGAAACCAGUGGAGGAGCUGGAGCUGGUGAAGAGCCUCACCAAGUGAAAGGCCGGCAUCUGCUGGAAAGAAAGUGAAAGAUCGUUGUCGGAGUGUGACUCACUGUCUGCUCAGCCCCCCAUCAGUCUAACAGAAUCCUUUCCGCACAAACUAGGACGCUUUGACACUCAGUGUGCGGAAAUGCUUCUGCUCCACUGGUGGGGUUUCACUCUGCUCUGUGGUGUCUCAGCCCAAGGACAUCCAUCCACAACAGAUACUCAUACUGCCAUGAUGUCCAACUCUGGGUUUCUGUGAUUACCUCUAGAGAAUUAUGUUUAAUUAUAUUGAAUAAGUCGUGGUGACAAAAUGGCUGGUAGUCACAGUAACCCUAUUACUGUAUGUGAUUGUACGAUAAUGUCUAAAUGUGAAAGACGCAAAAUGUAAAUCAAGUAAUAUAAUAUAUAGUUUUGUUAGUAAAUUAUGAUUGUGAUGUGAUGUCAUCUUUCUUCAUCACACUGUUGCUUGUGUGCUCCAUGUAUAAGAAUGUACUUGAAAGAAAAUACUGAUAUCCUUUGUCUGGUCUGUGUUUAGGAGAUAAUAGUAAAAUCUCCUUCACAAAAUGUAUGUACAUCAAUAAAUGCAAUGCAACAAGCUGA
This is a messenger RNA of Thunnus maccoyii (southern bluefin tuna), 979 nucleotides long. It is a transcript of the gene coxfa4l3, whose product is annotated as chromosome 1 C15orf48 homolog. The coding region runs from base 132 to 392 and encodes 86 amino acids. The record is from RefSeq and is a predicted model, not a curated record. NCBI's taxonomy places the organism in Eukaryota, Metazoa, Chordata, Actinopteri, Scombriformes, Scombridae. The transcript is spliced from 5 exons.